Neomonachus schauinslandi (Hawaiian monk seal) is the source of this 1245-nucleotide messenger RNA. It is a transcript of the gene HOXA10, whose product is annotated as homeobox A10. The transcript is spliced from 2 exons. The record is from RefSeq and is a predicted model, not a curated record. NCBI's taxonomy places the organism in Eukaryota, Metazoa, Chordata, Mammalia, Carnivora, Phocidae. Gene Ontology annotation, cellular component: nucleus. Gene Ontology annotation, molecular function: RNA polymerase II cis-regulatory region sequence-specific DNA binding; DNA-binding transcription factor activity, RNA polymerase II-specific. Gene Ontology annotation, biological process: regulation of transcription by RNA polymerase II. Bases 1 to 1245 code for a protein of 414 amino acids.
AUGUCAGCCAGAAAGGGCUAUCUGCUCCCUUCGCCAAAUUAUCCCACAACAAUGUCAUGCUCGGAGAGCCCCGCCGCGAACUCUUUUUUGGUCGACUCGCUCAUCAGCUCGGGCAGAGGCGAGGCUGGCGGUGGUGGCAGCGGCGCGGGGGGCGGUGGCGGCGGCGGCGGCUACUACGCCCACGGCGGGGUCUACCUGCAGCCGGCCGCAGACCUGCCCUACGGGCUGCAGAGCUGCGGGCUCUUCCCGGCUCUGGGAGGCAAGCGCAAUGAGGCGGCGUCGCCGGGCGGCGGCGGCAGCAGCGGGGGCCUGGGUCCCGGGGCGCACGGCUACGCGCCCGCACCUAUAGACCUGUGGCUGGACGCGCCCCGGUCGUGUCGGAUGGAGCAGCCCGAGGGGCCGCCGCCGCCGCCGCCCCAGCAGCAGCCACCGCCCCCGCCGCAACCACCCCAACCCCCGCCGCAGGCCACCUCGUGCUCUUUCGCGCAGAACAUCAAAGAGGAGAGCUCCUACUGCCUCUACGACUCGGCGGACAAAUGCCCCAAAGGCUCCACCGCCACAGCCGAGCUGACCCCCUUCCCGCGGGGCCCGCCGCCCGACGGCUGCGCCCUGAGCACCUCCAGCGGGGUGCCAGUGCCCGGCUACUUCCGCCUCUCCCAGGCCUAUGGCACGGCCAAGGGUUACGGCAGCAGCGGCGGCGCGCAACAGCUCGGCGCCGGCCCGUUCCCCGCUCAGCCCCCCGGGCGCGGCUUCGAUCCGCCACCCGCGCUCGCCUCGGGCUCAGCGGAUGCAGCCCGGAAAGAGCGAGCCCUCGAUUCACCGCCGCCCCCUACGCUGACUUGCGGUGGCGGCGGCGGCGGCGGGGGCUCACAGGGCGACGAGGAGGCGCACGCGUCGUCCUCGGCCGCAGAGGAGCUCUCCCCAGCCCCUUCCGAGAGCAGCAAAGCCUCGCCCGAGAAGGACUCCCUGGGCAAUUCCAAAGGCGAAAACGCAGCCAACUGGCUCACGGCAAAGAGCGGCAGGAAGAAGCGCUGCCCCUACACCAAGCACCAGACGCUGGAGCUGGAGAAGGAGUUUCUGUUCAACAUGUACCUUACUCGAGAGCGGCGCCUAGAGAUCAGCCGCAGCGUCCACCUCACGGACAGACAAGUGAAAAUCUGGUUUCAGAAUCGCAGGAUGAAACUGAAGAAAAUGAACCGAGAAAACCGAAUCCGGGAGCUCACAGCCAACUUUAAUUUUUCCUGA